This is a messenger RNA of Xyrauchen texanus (razorback sucker), 4367 nucleotides long. RefSeq names its product alpha-2-macroglobulin-like protein 1. The transcript has 34 exons. Gene Ontology annotation, cellular component: extracellular region. Gene Ontology annotation, molecular function: endopeptidase inhibitor activity. The record is from RefSeq and is a predicted model, not a curated record. Lineage: Eukaryota; Metazoa; Chordata; Actinopteri; Cypriniformes; Catostomidae. Bases 1 to 4344 code for a protein of 1447 amino acids.
AUGUGUAUCAAGGAAAUGUGUGUUUGGACAUGGCUCAUUUUAGAGUUGUUCCUCUUCUCUGUUAAUGGGGAAACAUCAGGACCAUUUUUCAUAGUAACGUUUCCUGCAGUGAUUGAGUCGGGCUCUCAGGCCAGACUGUGCGUCAGUCUUUACAAACCAAAUGAGACCCUUUCGAUGAGCAUUCAUCUGGUAAAUGAUCGCCUUAACACGUUGUUGUACGAGACCAGGUCUAAGAGAGGAUUUCAUCGCCGCAUUUACUUCCAGGCUCCACAGGUAGUGGGAGAAUCUGUGCAGAAAAUAAAGACCGUAAUAAAGGGGGAGUCUUUUAUUGUGACUGAGGAGAGCAAAGUCCUCUUUAAAAGUUACAACAAUUUGACAUUUAUCCAAACGGAUAAACCCAUCUAUAAUCCAGGACAAACCGUGUUGUUCAGAGUUGUAACCAUGGAUGGCAAUUUUGUGCCUCUUGAUCAAAUGUACAGUAUGGUUGUGGUGGAGGACAAUCAGAAUAACCGGAUUGGCCAGUGGACAAAUGUUUCCUCCUCAAGGUGGAUCUUGCAGCUUUCUCAUGAAUUAAACCCAGAAGCUCCACCAGGCAUGUACACUCUGAUGGCUUUUAUUGGUGACUGGAUGGUAAAAUGGCCUUUUGAGGUGAAAAAGUAUGUUUUACCCAAGUUUGAUGUCACUUUGAAAGUGCCACAGACCCAGAGUGUUGGUGAAGUUGGACUGAAAAUUGAGGUUUGUGGAAGGUACACAUUUGGGCAACCUGUUCCUGGGAAAACACUGGUUCAAGUGUGUCGUAAUCCUUUUGACUAUGGCACUGUUCCUGGGGUGGUUUCUCUUUGUUUGAAUAAAACUGCUGAGAUGAAUGCGACUGGUUGUGCCUCAGUUAUGUUCCGUAUAUCUGACUUCUUGAGCUCCAGUUUUGAGAACUAUCUGCAAGAUGUUCUCCUAGUUAAUGCAAGUGUAACCGAGGAAGGAACGGAUAUAGUCAUGACAAAAUCUGAAACCAUAUCCCUGACUUAUGAAAUUGGAAGGGUCUUGUUUACGGAGAUUCCGGAGUUCUUUACACCUGGAUCCGUUCUAAAGGGAAAGGUCAGUGUUUCUAGUUUCAACGGGACCCCAAUUCCAGGCAAAGCUGUCUAUAUCUUGGGACGUUGGAGCUGGCCCCCAAUACAGCUCCAGAGUCUUAACACUGAUCGCAAUGGACUGGCAUCCUUCUCCAUCAAUACUCCUAGUUUUCCAAACGAUGAUGUUCUUCUGAUGGCUAGUGUUACUCCAGAUGUUUUUAAUGGCUACAAAAAGGUGUACUUCACAUCAGCUGAGAGGACUGUUCAGAUUUUUCAAAAAUCUGCUCCCACUACCCCAACAAUGAGUACACUCACUAUCGUACAGCUUGAGCAACCCCUGAAGUGUGGUAGUUCAUUUCCAGUAACCAUCAAAUAUUAUUUUGUUGGAGAGACAUUUGACCUUGUCUACAGCACAGACAUAGUCUAUAUGGUCUUGUCCAAAGGAGUGAUUGUUGAACAUGGAUACCAAAAGGUUGAAGUGACUGCUUCUAAUGCAGUGUUGAGUGGCACGGUGUCUUUCCAGCUCUCUGUUGAACCUAAUCUGGCUCCAGUAGUGCAGAUUCUGGCAUACUGUUUUCUACCAAGUGCAAGUGUAGUUGCUGAUGGCAUAGAUUUUGUCACUGAAUACUGUUUAAGAACCAAGGUGUCCUUGCAGUUCUCUCCAGCUAAUGCAGUUCCAGGUGAGAACAACACUAUAAAUCUCUCUGCUCAACCUGGUUCAGUUUGUGGCCUCAGUGCUGUGGAUCAGAGUGUGCUGAUUUUGGAGCCAGGAAGACGUUUGAAUGCUGAAGCGAUCUUCAAUUUGCUGCAAGUGCGGGCACACUCAGGUUAUCCUUAUGAUGUAGAAGAUGAACCAGGAUGCCUGCCUGUUGGACCCCGGCUGCCUUUGAAACCUGUUCUUGCUUCUGCACGCCGAAGCAUUUUGCCUUGGCCAUUACCUCAGGGCAAUACCCAGGCCUAUUACAGGUUUAAGAAUAUGGGGCUGAAGAUUGCAACAAAUUUGGCUGCCCUGAAACCACAGUGCAACAACUUUGAUUUGAUGGUCUUGCGUCGUCCUGAAGCCAUGGCUGCUGGACCGGGUGCAGGCUCUGCUAGUUCACAUUUUGAAGUGACCGUUCGGACAUUCUUUCCAGAGACGUGGAUUUGGCUACUUGCUGAUGUGGGGGCUUCUGGAAAAGCACAGGUUACGGUCAAGGUUCCUGACACAAUCACCACUUGGGAGACGGAGGCCUUCUGUCUGUCGCCCAAAGGUCUGGGUCUGGCUUCUCCAGCAAAGCUAACUGUUUUUCAGCUUUUCUUCCUUGAGCUGUCUCUGCCUUACUCUGUAAUCCGCGGGGAAAGCUUUGAGCUGAAGGCCACUGUCUUCAACUAUCUGACCAAGUGCAUCAUGGUCACUGCAACGCCAGCGGCUUCCUCUAGCUACACUCUUCAAGCCAACUCUCCUCCUUAUUCCUCCUGUCUCUGUGCCAAUCGGCGGAAUACCUUUAAAUGGACCCUUAUUCCCCUUGUUCUUGGAGUUUUGAAUGUGACCGUUAGUGCACAGGCUGUGCAGUCUCGGACUCGGUGUGGCAAUGAGGGCGUGAUUGUGCCACAGAGAGGACGCAUUGACAUAGUCACUCGAAGUCUACUUGUACAGGCUGAAGGUGUUGAGAGGACACAUACCUACAAUUGGUUGCUGUGUCCAAAGGAAAGCGGUGUCUUUGAGGAGGUGAUGCUGACUGUACCUGCAAAUGUGAUUAAGGGAUCCAUCAGAUGUUCGGUUUCAGUUGUUGGAGACAUAUUGGGCCGUGCAUUAAAGAAUCUAAAUGGAUUGGUGAAGAAGCCAUCUGGCUGUGGAGAACAGAACGCUGCAAUAUUUUGUCCCAUUAUUUACGUUCUUGACUACCUGGUGUACACACAGCAGCUUGAGACUGAAAUCCGUGAGAAGGCCUUUAACUUCCUGAGGAUUGGAUACCAGAGAGAACUGAACUACAGACAUUCAGAUGGUUCUUACAGUGCAUUUGGUACUGGUCAAGGGAAUACAUGGUUGACUUCAUUUGUCCUCCGGUGUUUCGGCAAAGCACAGAGAUACAUAUUUAUUGAUCCAAAUGUUAUCUUGAGUGCAAGGAACUGGUUGGUAAGUAGGCAGGGUCCAGAUGGCUGUUUUGCACAAGAGGGAAUUCUUUACCACCAAGAAAUGAAGGGUGGUGUAGAUGAUAAUGUGACCAUGACUGCCUACAUUAUGAUAACUUUGCUUGAACUUCAAACUCCAGUCUCUGAUCCAGUAGUUGUCAGGGGCUUGUCCUGCUUGAGGCCUGUCACUGGGAAUAUAAUGAACGCUUACACCACUGCUCUGCUUGCCUACGCUUUCAGCCUCUCUGGAGAAACGACCACUCGUCAGACUCUUUUAACAAAGUUGGAUAAUAUUGCCAUCACAACUGGAGGUCUUCACUGGGCUCAGAUUGUAUCUGGUGCUCAAUCAUCUGGUUCUUUGGAAGUGGAGAUCAGCUCAUAUGUGCUUCUAGCUGUUCUCACUGUAGAUCAACUCUCUGCAGCUGACCUCGGCUAUUCUAACAGGAUUGUCCGCUGGCUUGUGCAGCAGCAGAAUCCCAGUGGAGGAUUCUCCACCACUCAGGACACAGUGGUGGCACUUCAGGCUCUAUCCUUGUAUGCCAGAGGUUUCCGCUCAAGUGGAUCCAGCACCGUAACCAUAUCGUCAGUGGGAGAAACAUACCAAUUUGUUGUGACUAGGACAAACCAGCUGCUGUACCAGGAGAAGCCACUGAAGAACGUUCCAGGCAAAUACAGUAUUGUUGUGACUGGCUCUGCUUGUGUGUCUGUGCAGAUCGCCUUGUUUUACAACAUCCCAACACCUGCUCUGACAACCAAAUCGUUGAGUGUUGCAGCUAAGGUCAGCGGAGACUGCCUUGCAUCGCUUGGACUAAACCUAAUGCUGAACUUCACUGUCAAAUACAGCGGGACACAAGCAAAUACCAAUAUGGCAAUCGUGGACAUUAAAAUCCUAUCGGGGUUCACGGCAGACACCUCAAUGCUUGGAACUCCACCCAAUUCAUACGCACCACUUGUGGAGCGUGUCGAGUAUAAUGGGGAUCAUGUCAUAGUGUAUUUGACAGGGGUUCCAAAAGAUAUUCCUGUGAGUUACAGCCUACAACUGACAAGAGCUGUUCAAGUGAAGAAUAUCAAGCCAGCUGUGAUCCAAGUCUAUGACUACUAUGAACCAAGUGACCAGUCGGAGACUACAUACUCCUCCCCCUUGUGUGACGCACUUCCUCUUUGAAUUCAAUAAAAAUAUUUGUGUAC